Messenger RNA from Homalodisca vitripennis (glassy-winged sharpshooter), 8405 nucleotides. Its product is annotated as protein jim lovell-like. Gene Ontology annotation, cellular component: nucleus. The transcript has 13 exons. Gene Ontology annotation, molecular function: DNA binding; protein binding. Gene Ontology annotation, biological process: regulation of transcription by RNA polymerase II. Lineage: Eukaryota; Metazoa; Arthropoda; Insecta; Hemiptera; Cicadellidae. The coding region runs from base 136 to 2646 and encodes 836 amino acids. The record is from RefSeq and is a predicted model, not a curated record.
UGAAGGAGAUAAGUGGAAGAAUGGGAAUAAUUGUGCGACUGGACGUAAUGUGCCAGAUAGUGACUCGGCUAAGAGAUAAAGUGAACACCAUUAAAACGUAACAACGUUAACAGCGCGUGUUUAGUACGAGACGGAAUGCGGCAGAAGUCUCAGCCCAGGGCAGUCAGGCCUAUGGACCCGAGGCAGGGCUCCGAGAUGGCAAACCAACAUUAUUGUCUGCGGUGGAACAACUACCAAAGCAACAUGACUUCUGUGUUUCACCACUUGCUGCGAACUGAGGCCUUUGUCGAUGUCACCCUUGCGUGCAAUAAUCAUUCGCUGAAAGCCCACAAGGUGGUUUUGUCGGCAUGUUCAUCAUAUUUCCAGAAGAUUCUGUUGGACAAUCCGUCACAACACCCAACAAUCAUCAUGCCCCAAGACGUUUGCUUCAAUGAUCUCAAGUUCAUCAUAGAGUUUGUCUACCGUGGCGAGAUAGAUGUGUCUCAAACCGAAUUGCAGUCCCUACUGAAGACUGCAGACCAGCUGAAGAUCAAGGGUCUGUGUGAGGUGCCUGAGGGAAGCAACACCAAGGAUAUGCCAGGAGCCGAGGUGACUCCUUUACCCCCACCAUCCCCCCCACCGCCACUUCGGCUCAACAAGUUCCGCAGGCUCACCUUCCAGGCGAGGCGACGACUCGACUCGCGCAAGCGUCUGUACAGGGAGACUCUCCAGCAGAAACAGCAGGUGCAGCUGAAUCAAGUUCAUCAACCACAGCAGACUCUCCAUCAUUCACAGCAAACCAUUCACCAGAGUCCACAGCAAAGUAUUCACCAGAGUUCGCAGCAAAGUAUUCACCAGAGUUCACAGCAAAGUAUUCACCAGAGCCCACAGCAAAGUAUUCACCAGAGUCCGCAGCAAAAUAUACACCAGAGUCCGCAGCAAAACAUCCAUCAGAGUCCCCAGCAAAGCAUCCAUCAGACACAGCCGAGCAUUCAUCAACAACAGCCACAGCCAAGUCUCCAUCAGACACAACAGCAGAUCGUCCAUCAGCAGCAGACGUUGCAUCAGAAUCCACAGCAGCAUUUACAGCAGCACUCCCAUAUUACACAGCAAACACAACACAUUACGCAGCAAACACAGCACAUUUCUCAGCAAACGCAGCAUAUUACACAGCAAACUCAGCACAUUACUCAGUCCCACCAGGAACAGCCACAGCAAACACAGAUGAUUCAAGCCGUUGUCACGACAGUGCAUGAUCCAACCAGCCCACACAAUCAGUUGUCAUCGGUUGACACACUCGCCAACUGUAUCACUGUGGCCACUUCCACUGACGAUGACCUGAAGAGUGAAGUCUCGGGUGUGGUCAUACUUGAGAGCCGAGUGGGCCACAACGCGCACCUGUCGCACUCACAUGCGCACACGCACGCAGACGCGAUCAUGAUGACCAGUCCCCCACCCAUCAUGUCCACUCACGCUCUGCCAUCCACGCAGCAGGUACUGUUGGAAUCGUCAGGGUUAAGUGUGCAUUCGGACGUGGAUUCUCUAACGGCAGAUGUUGCUACGCAGAACACUUCCCCCACUCCUUCUCUCAUCUCCUCUCCCCCACAGCACCAGGAAAUGACUGUGAUGACACCGGUAGAGACGAGGGUGGCGGUGGACACCAGUCCCAUAAGCCCUCACGACCAGGCGGUCAAGGUCAAGUACGAGACACUACGAGCCAUGGAGCAGCCAGAUCAACUGGACAUCGACGCCCACAUCAGUCCUGACAGGCAGGAGAAUGGACACCUGAGCCAAGCCAGUGGGGAGGAGACGACAGAACACACGAUGCACACUAUGAUGAUCACCCCAGAACUGUUGGGCCUGAUACCUUCUUCGGCAACAGGGCAUCAAGAAGUGUCAGAAGGAGUGAAGAGAGAAGCAGCUGCCAGCAAGACUUGGACUCAGGAGGAUAUGGAUGCUGCUCUAGAUGCUCUACGCUCACAUUCCAUGAGUCUCACCAAGGCUUCUAUAACGUACGGCAUUCCGUCUACAACGCUGUGGCAGAGAGCUCAUCGUUUGGGGAUCGACACCCCGAAGAAGGACGGGCCGGCCAAGUCGUGGACCGAGGAUGUGCUCAAUGUUGCGCUAGAAGCACUCAGAAACGGAUCGAUAUCUGCCAAUAAAGCCAGCAAAGCGUACGGUAUCCCGAGCAGCACACUGUACAAGAUCGCCAGGCGGGAAGGUAUCAGACUAGCGGCUCCGUUCAACGCAGCCCCCACUACCUGGAGUCCAGAAGACCUGGAGAGAGCGCUGGAGGCCAUACGGUCCGGUCAGACCACGGUACAGCGUGCCGCUGCUGACUUCGGUAUCCCGUCCGGCACACUGUACGGGAGGUGUAAGCGGGAGGGUAUAGAGCUCAGUAGGAGCAACCCCACUCCCUGGUCCGAGGAUGCGAUGACAGAGGCACUGGAGGCUGUCAGACUGGGUCAGAUGAGCAUCAAUCAAGCUGCGAUACACUACAACCUUCCGUACUCAUCGCUGUACGGGCGCUUCAAGCGUGUCAAGUACGAAGCCGAUCACCCCACGGAGGCCGAGGAACCCCCCUUACCCUCCCACCCCAACCUGUCAGCCCCCCAGAUCAUGCUGGUACAGUAUCAGCAGCCGUUGUAUCAGCACACUCCCAGCUGAGUGUACUUCACCACUGCCUCGUAGAUCUGUUGUCUUUUCUUUGUUUACUGGGCCACGUGGGAGUACUCUUACUCCAGAACAUCUGGGUUACAUCCGUUCGAAUCCACUUCAAACUUUGGAUUGAUCUCGAUGGUCUGGAGAUUCUGUUGUACACUCCAUUACAGCCGGUCGUGUUGUGGGAGACGGAAGGUCAAUCUGAAUGUUGGGAGUUCCACCAGCGGUACGGAAAUGCCUUGGGAAAAUUCACAGGCAUUGGAAAUGAAUGCUGUACUCGAGGAGCAUUGAAGCGCUGUGAAUAUUUACUGACUACAAAGCUGUUGGCUUCACGUUAAAGUUUCACUGUGAUGAUGAUUUAUGUUUGAAAGUAGUCAUUAAUGAUUCUGUCAGUGUUACUACUGAAGUGAUGCCAUAACUGAGCUUACGUUUGACAGUCAUGAGAAACAAGUUGAUCUAACAUUUGUUUUGAACAAUUUUAAAACGUGUCAACUAUUUGUUUGAUUACCACAUUUUAGCUAACUACUAAUCAAUUUCGUUAGUUGUUAAAUUUUACGUAAAGUCGCAUUUUGUAAGUUCAUCCUGACCUUUUCGUGGAAAGAGAUAGUACAGUGUAGAGUAGUGAUGGCUUUUCUCGCUAAAUUCUUUACAAGUAUAAAAUUAAAACAUUAGGAAUAUUUCAUUGACAGUCAACUAUAUUUUACUGUUAGUGGCCUGUUUCUAGUUAAAACUGUUGUAGUGUACGGAAACUUGGCAAACCAUGAAUAUUAAUAGUGUUCUACCAUCGUUAAAAUUUUAUGGAUUGACAAAUGAAAAUAAAUAUUUCAACAAUAAAGAAUCCAAAUAUUUAAAAAUAACCCAGCAAAAUGUUGGCAGAAACUCCUUGAUAUUGAAACGAAAUUCAAGGAAUACAGUGGAACCUGCUUAUAAUGUGUCUCGCCUGUAACAUUUAUUUACAGUUUUAUUGAACGAAAUCAGGCUAUUUUAAUGUUUGAACAUUUUCUCACUCAUACAAUGCCUAUUUAUAACGUUGGUUUGUGCUGCAAAUUUUAGCUCCCAGACAGAAGAAAACAAUGAGUUUAUGGAACAAUAAACGGUAGAAAAUCGUAAAUUUUCCACUUAUGCGAGCCGACAAAGCAGGAGAUCGUUAUAAGCUGGUUCAUUAUAUAGAGAUUUAGUGUAUAAUAAAUGAUAAACUUGUUAUUAAGGAAAUAUUGUUUAACCCUUUGACCAUCACAUGCAGAUUUAAUCUUUUGAUAACAGUCCUCAAACUGUUCAUUCUUUUACAUGACAAUAUGUCAUCAUCAGGGUGAUGUGUCUGAAUAUUGCUGUGUCAAAGCAAUUUUUAUUCGGAAAAUGGUAUUUGUUGUAUAGAGCUGAGCAAUAAGUUAUAAAACUUCAGUUUAAAGUGUGAGGAAACUUAAUUUUUUUAAAUCACAAAAUUUCUUUGAUCAUUCCAGUUGUUACAGAUAUACAUACUUUAGUUACAGGCAGACUUUGUCAUUUUAGAAAAAAAUGGCUUUUUUUAAUAUAUAAAACACAUUACUUUUUGCUGUUAUCUUUUUUAAGUGUUAUUUUAAUAUUAUAUUAACCAAUUAAUUGCCGCAGCCAUUUUCCAAAGUGACAAUCAUAUUUUGUAAAUGUGAAAUGGUUGGAAAAGUAGAAGAUGUUGGACAACACCUAUACAUCAGAUUGUCAUUUCUUUUAGCAAUAAGCUGAAGAAUAUGAGACAUGAAGAUUCUUGGAGCAUUGAAAAUAUUUUAAUUUAAUACCACUAGUGAAUUAACAACACAAAAUAUGAAGUUGUUUGAUGAUGGAAUCCUUAAUUCUGAAAGGCCUCACAAAAUUAAAUUAAUUAUUGGAAUAUGUGUUGUAAUUCACUAGUGGUAUUAAAUAUGAGGCAUAUUUUAUUAAGAAAUUUUACUGUUCGAAAAAAGUUAGUUUGAACCAAUUGUAGUCUUUCUAAUAAUUUCUUAGAUUUUUUCGAUAAUAACAUAUGAAAAGCCAUAAAAAUCAACCAAAUUUUCUGAAAUGAAACAAAACAUAGUAAUGUGGCUGAAAAUAUUUUUACCUCUAAAUGCAAGGGUUUAGAAAAAUAAUUAUUGUAAAAUAACUACCUAAAAAUUAAUUUUUAUAUUUUUCGCUACAUUGUAUUGAGUAUAAUAUGUGUAGUAAAAUAUAAUACACAUGCUCUAUUCAAUUUUAUGUUCAAAUAAAAAAAACAAAAUAUUUGUUUACUAAAAAAAUUAUUGUAUAUUUCCCAUAAAUUCUUUGUAUUAACAUAACCUCGUACUAUCAGAAACUUUUGUUACGCAACACAUGUUUAGCUCCCAUUAUUUCCAAUAAUCGAGGUUUUACUGUAUUUAUUAUAUACAUUAUAAAAGAGACCAUGAGAAUAUACAGAUCUCUAAAUAAAACGUUACUGGCUUCUGUCAUCUCUACAGAUAGCCUACUGUUAAUACAAUAUCUACGACAUGCACUUUCAUGUAAAGCUUGUAAUUAUAAUGUUUUCUUCAUACAUUUUUUACGAACUUAUGUUUCUUACUUAAAAAAAAUAUUCACAAGAAUCAAGUUAAAAAUAAUGUAAACAAUGUUCGCAUAAAACUUCAGAUAAUAAGCCAUGUUGGAUAUUUAUAUGGCGGUAAAGAUGUUAAAUAAUUCAAACAUAAAUAUAGUGAUAUAAUGUUUAGAAAUCAAAUCGUUACAAUUGAGUAAGAAAAAAUUAAUAGUCCGUCCUUGAAAUGAAUGAACUUGUGCUCUACUCAAGACUCUUGAACAUGACAUGACUCAGGUGUGAUGGUCCAGGGUAACCAGGACAAUGUUAUAUUAAUUACAGUGAAGAUAUGUUCCUUAUAUAAUUUGUUCCUAGAUAGUGACGUUGAUGUGCAGAUUACUGUAGGUUAGGUUAGAUUAGGUUAAACGAAACCCGUGUACAACAUUUACCAAUGUCUUUUAGUAGACUAGAACAUAACGUUGAGGUAGCUCUAACGAACUCCAGUACAGUAUAUAAAAACCAAGAUGGUAAAAAAUGUUUAUUCUGUACAUUUCCAGAAAAGAACAUUUUAUUUUAAUACAAUGUGAAUGUUGUAUCGGCAGUUCAAUAUUAACAAUCUAUUUUAAAGUGUCAAAAAUACUUUUAGUAAUUUGGAAGGAUAAUGAACUGGGGUAUCUGAAAGAAUAAUUUUUUUUUAGAAGACUUUCAAAAUACAUAAUCUUGUGACAAGUAUUUUUUCUUAUAAAAAUAUAUUUCUUUAUGGAUCCGUAAGUGAUUAUAAAAAAAGAAAAGAAAAAUUACUGUAGGAACAAUAGAAUUUUAUUUAAACUCCUAAUAGAAAGCUUGAAAUGUUAUGUUAGCUUUUAAGUGCAAAAGUAAAAUGCACUUAGGUAUGUUGUCCCGAAUUUAUGUUAACGGGACUAAUAUUUUAUAAAUGUACCGAAAACUGAAUAAACUAAAAUAAAGCAACAAAAUUCUUUGGUUUCAUUUUGACUUUUUUAUACAGUUUUGUUUGGUAAUUUAGAUUUAUUUUGAUAAACUUUUUCAGGUUAAAUUCAAUACGUGAAUACCACUUGAAACAAUAGUUAGAUUUGUAAUGGGUCGAGAAAGAAGCACCGUAAUCAUGUAACUUAUUAUACAUUAAAUAGAAGAAUUAAUAUUAAAUAAAACCAAUAGUCCUUGAAAAGUUGCAGUUGGAAAUGUGCAGUAUAAAUGUAGUCUAGUAAGUUUUUAAUGCUGGAAGUAAUAAUAUCUAGAAUACUUCCAGGUAUUCUGUUCUCUUUGUAUACUUUGGAUAGAUUUAAGGUUGAACAAAAUAAUACGACACAUUCCCUUAGCAGUUGUUUAGUGAAAGUUUUAUGUGAACAUAAAAUCAGUUGAAAAGUUGAAAGUAAGUUUAUGUGUAGGUAUAGGAAAUUGCUCUUGGACAUGUACCAAACCAUUAUUUUGUGAAACAAGACAUACCAGAGUAUCCAUCUUCCGAGAAAAAAAAUGACAUUGAAACCUCCAUGACAAGUCAAGUUGUAUAGUAGUCCUGCAACUGAAUGGUUUCUGACCAGUUGCUAUUUAUAAUUCACAUUUUUAUUGAAUUUAAAAAGUUAACCACCACAAAUUAAUGUAUGCCUAAUCUUUUUCAAAUAAUAUUUUAUCAAUCGCUAUUAACAAUAACUUUUACAAAAUAUUUGUAGGUAGAAAAGAAAGUACAUAAAUGUAGCCUGAUCAAAUUUCCAAAAUUAAUUUUUAACGAUUGUUACUUGAUGUUGUAGACUCACAUUGAGAGGGAAAUUCUCUCAUACUAUGUGCGAUAAUUCACACCAUUAAAGAAUAACUGCAGGAAUCCUGCGAGGAUAUAUAUAUAUAUUUUAUUGCCUGGUUUCUGUUAGUUUGGCCGGCCUGUUCUCGCAUGUUCUGUGUCUCAACAAGAUAAUAAUUAGCAUUUAUUGUGAAAUUCUCCACCAAGAUUUAUAAAUACAGAUUUUAGAAAGGAACUCUAUAGUUAUUAAUUUGAUAUAAUGGUUACUAUUAAUUGUGUAUGUUGUAGAUGAGAUUGCAUCUUGAUUGUUUUAUUAAAACUUGGUAACUGAGUGGUUUAAGGGUUUUUGUUGUUAAGCUUUAAUUUGUUAUUUUUUACUGAACAAAGUGUGUGUAAACAAUGAAUGUCUGCUUACUCUUUGUUUCAUAAUGUUCAAAUAAAAAGGCAUUAUAUUUCAACUCAUGACGUAUCUUGACCUAGAGUAAUAACACUCGGUCAGCAUCCGAUGUGCCAAACUAAAUUAAUAAUAAUAGGCAUAGUGAUGUAACUAAGACGGCUUUUGGCGGGGAGGGGGAGAGGGGUGAAUCUUAAUAAAGAACACACCUUAAGGUAGAUACGGAAUAAAUUUUAAUUUUAAUUAGUUAAGGCUUAAUUGAAAGUAAAAUAAAGUAAAGUUUUUGAAUUGCUGUAUUCAAAAACAAGUUGGAUUGAUAUGAACAGGUUUUUUAUAUUUAUGUUCGGUCCCCCUCGUGGUUACGCCACUGUGAAGGUUUCGUCAACAAUAAUAAAGUUACCUAAGUUAUCUUAAAUUAAUAGUUGUGACUAGUUAUGUUAUAUUUUUCUCUUGUACAAAUUGAAAUCAACCAAAGCACUAGACUGUUAGGUUAAGACUUUAGUUUUGUGUACUAUUGUGUACUAUUUUUGAGACGGGUUUUGAUACUUAAUGUAAUUUGGUGACAAUUUAAGUGUUCUUAAAAAUUACUUUAGGAAUAAUAAUCUUAUCUAUAUUGCUGUCAUAUUAUUUUUGUGUAUACAGUUUUAAGUUCUGUAUAGGUAAUGUUGGUUGUGUCUGGAACCGAGUAUCAAUUUUGGGCUUAAGCUUGUUACAUAUAAUACUAUUUAUUUGUUAGCAUUGUUCAUAAGUUUUUAAUUUUGUUAAUUAUUUUUAAGUUACUGUAGAACAGUGUUUUGUGUAAUACUAAACAGAACAAUUUAGUAAAAAUAAAUAUGGUACUAUUAAUGUCAAAUGGAAAUUAAUUAUAAAAGUCAGGUAUUUUUUUAUUUUUGUCAGUGUUGUCAUGUUCUCUCCAAUUGCAUAAAAUCAAUACUGUUCUUUUUUUGUAAAUAUGUAGAUAUUUAAUUAUUGUACAAACUUUGUAAAUAUAAUUUACAGCUAUCAUGUUAAUUUUGUAAAUUAUUGACAGUAAUUUAUUCCUGUAAGUAGAUGUGUAAGUGGCUAGUGUGGUGUCUACAUGAUUAUGUAUAGUAAUGACUAAAUAUACAAGAUAUUUUCUUAAA